UCUCGCUCUGUUGCCCAGGCUGGAGUGCAACAGCGCAAUCUUGGCUCACUGCAACCUCUGCCUCCCAGAUUCAAGCGACUCUCCUGCCUCCAGCCUUCCGAGUAGCUAGGAUCACAGCCGCACGCCACCAUGACCAGCCACCCUUUGUAUUUUUAGUAGAGACGGGGUUUCACCUUGUUGGUCAGGCUGGUCUCAAACUCCUGACCUCAUGAUCCACCCGCCUCGGCCUCCCAAAGUGCUGGGAUUACAGGCAUGAGCCACCAUGCCCAGCCAUUCUUUUAUUUCUUAUCCUUCUGUGGCUUUUUAUUCUGUUAGGUACCCCCUCUUUAAACUCCCUCUCCCAGUGUCUGAAUCUGAAUUAUGAGUUUCUGAAUCACUGAAUUAUUGUGCUUCUCAGGACAAAUCUUACCUCUGAUGAUUCUUUCUAUACCAUCUUUACUAGUUUUUCUUCCCUCUUUUAUCCAAACUAGUUGGCAUAGCUACUAACCCACUAUUUCGCUUUCCUUAUUUUCUCCCUCACUACCAUUUAUGGCCUCAUGGUUUAAAUAAUCAGGUUUAUAUUGGAGACUAUUAAAACCUUUCUCACCUCACACUUAACGUAUGUAAACCAAACUCAUCCACUUCCCCUCAAAUUACUCACCAUCUCUCCUCUUUCCCCAGUAUUGUUCCUUUAUCAUAGCUAACAUCUGGGAAUUAUCUUCAACUUCUCCCCUCCCUUUAUACUAUCCAGUCUCUAUUAAAUCAUAUUUCAAAAUAUCUCCUAAAUUUUUUCAUUCUUUUCCAUUUUCUUUGCCUUCACUCCAACCCAGGCCAAGAUUGCUCUCACUCCAACCCAGGCCAAGAUUGCUCUCACAACUGGACUUAAGCAAAAAUAUCCUGAAUGGGGUUAGGGCUCCUUUGCCACCAUUCCCCCACCUUCCUAGGAUACUCUGAUUGUAAUGGUCAGGGGGAUAAAAUGAAAGGAGAAGUGGGCUUGAAAUCAGGAGGCCAAGAAGUUCCCUCUCUGCCACUCCAGGUGUGACCUUGAGCAUGUUUCUUUCUUCUUUUGAGUCCUGGGAAUUUCCUUAUCUGCAAAAUGGCAAUUUGGAUUACCCUCAUGAGCUCUAAGCUGCCUUGCAUUCUAACAAUCUUCUGCUCUGACACGUCUUUGCUCAAAGAAUGGCAAUGACGACCUUUUCUCCACCAGAAUCACAGCUGGUACUCAAAUGUUUUCCAGCUUGCAUUGUCCCUUACAUCCAGACUGCUCACUUCACCAUAUCCCUAAUGAGCCCCAGGCUUUCCACUAUAAAUGUCAGUUCCCUGUACUAUUGUUCUUCUUCUGCAAUUAAAUUACUCAUUUUGCAAACGUUUAUGGAGUAACUAUUAAUGAACAAGGCACUUUGCUAGGUCCUGGAAAUAGCGAGGUAAACCACAUAAUCCUUGCCCUCAAAGAAUUUACCACCUCAUUGGAGAUAUGGCUAAGUAGCUAACAUGUAAUAUUGUAUUAAGUGCUAUGCUGGAAAAAGUAAUACAUCUCAGCUGUUUGGGGGGAAGAAAGGGCAUUACUUAACAAGAUGGGAUACCCAGGAAGACUUCGGAAAGGCUGCACUAAUUCCAAACUGAAUCUUUAAAUCUUAAAAGGAAAAAUAAGACUGAAGGAGGUGAGAAAGUGUGUGCUAUGCCUACCUUGAAGGGCGGAGAAGAGAGGGGAAUUAUUAUUAUUUUUAUUAUUAAGAACAGGGUAUACUGAAAAACACUGGAGUGUAGAGGGCAGGCGGCAAGCGGUGAGGUUGGUCAUGAUAAAUAGCCCUCAAUGUCACCCUAAGGAAUUUGAGGUUUCACCGAGGAAAGGAUGGAGUACAGGCUGUAUUCUGAAUCAGAUAAUUCCUUUCCUGGUCUGUUAUUGGGAAAAGGUGGUUGUUGGGCACUGAAACGGUCAAAGCCGAUGGCAGGAUAAUCCGGUAGGGGGAAAUGGUGGUCUGCCAAAAAUUGUUCCGGCUACUAAUUGGUCCACUAAAACAAUGCGGUGACCGAUGCCUCACGGCCUCUUCAAGCUAACAGGACUCUAGUCGGAGUCGGCCUAGUGACCACCGUCAGUGCCCAUCAGCGCCCGGCCGCCGCCUCACAGGGGAAGGACCCACCGGGGAGGGAGCAGCCUGCGACGUCGCGAGAUUUCUCGUGAGCGGCGCUUGGACAGCGCGUCUGGUCGCCCAGCAACCGCCGCUGGUCGGCGUAGGGACCCGGCGCCGAUGAAACCCACCAAACUGGAGUUACCUACCGGACUGUCCCGCGAGCGGUAUCUGGGAGGCAAUUACAUUGCUGUCAUAGAAGGUUUAGAAGAAUUAGGAGAACUAAGAGAGCUUCAUGUUGAGAAUCAGAGGCUUCCCCUUGGGGAAAAGCUUCUGUUUGAUCCAAGAACUCUUCAUUCUCUGGCAAAAUCCCUCUGUAUAUUGAAUAUCAGCAAUAAUAAUAUUGAUGACAUUAGAGACUUAGAAAUACUGGAGAAUCUUAAUCAGCUCAUAGCCGUUGACAACCAACUUCUGCAUGUGAAGGAUUUGGAGUUUUUACUGAACAAGUUGAUGAAGCUGUGGAAAAUUGAUCUAAAUGGAAAUCCUGUUUGUCUCAAACCAAAAUACAGGGACAGACUGAUAUUGGUGUCCAAAUCACUGGAAUUUCUUGAUGGAAAAGAAAUUAAAAAUAUAGAAAGACAAUUCCUAAUGAAUUGGAAAGCAUCCAAAGAUGCCAAGAAAAUCAGCAAAAAAAGGAGCAGUAAAAAUGAGGAUGCAAGCAAUUCACUCAUAAGUAACUUCAAAACAAUGCAUCAUAUAGUUCCUGUUUAUUACCCACAGGUGGGUAAGCCAAAAUUAGUCUUUUUCUCUGAAAUACAGAGAUACCCUGUAAAUGCAAAUGCAUCUCCAGAAAGUUCCUGAGAAGAUUACACUAAAAUUAUUGAAGAGAUGGGGAAUCUCUCUUUGAAGCAAUCUGAAAGCUUGCUGACAAAAAAUGAUGUGCAUGAACCUCACCUCUUCCAUAACCCCGAAGAAAAAGAAAAUUUGUUUGUGGAAAAUGAGUAAAUUCAGCCUCAAGUGACAGGAAACGUUUGAUUUUGUUUUUAACCUUAUAGGACUAGGCAACAAUAUCUUUUGUGGGUUUGUAGCUUUAUGGUAUCUCAUAAUAUAAGAAAAACUUUUAAGUUA
This is a messenger RNA of Pan troglodytes (chimpanzee), 3176 nucleotides long. RefSeq names its product protein phosphatase 1 regulatory subunit 42 (gene PPP1R42). Gene Ontology annotation, molecular function: protein binding. NCBI's taxonomy places the organism in Eukaryota, Metazoa, Chordata, Mammalia, Primates, Hominidae. Bases 2229 to 2909 code for a protein of 226 amino acids. The transcript is spliced from 7 exons. The record is from RefSeq and is a predicted model, not a curated record.